AUGCAUUUUAUGCUAUUUAAUUACGGUUUCUUUUGUCUCUUGACUCCCGUAUCGAUAAUAGUCUUAAUUCUGUUCUAUAUUUAUCGUCGUAUCGUCGAAGCGUUAUUGAAGCAUCAAUUGAAGGACAGAUUCGUUGGUCUUUUGGAAGGUACCGAUUGCAUUUGGGCUGUAGAAGAGCCCUCGGCUCUUUCUGUCAUAAAUGUCCUUGUUGUUUUGGAGAAGGAUCAACAUCAAGUAAACGCGAACGUUCUAGAAAGCUUUAGAAAUUUAAUUAAAGAGCGAUUAAUCGGUUCAACUUUCGAGAAAAUACUUUAUCGUAAAAACAAGAAGUAUGGAUAUUACUUCUGGGAAAGAGCAAAGGAGAUCGAUUUGAAGGAAAGAAUCAGAUGGCUCGAGCACGAUCAAACGCGUUGCGAUGGAUACUGCGAUGACAUUUACAGCGAAUCGUUGAAAAGAGUAUUGGAAAAGAAGUGUAAUCAACCGCUUCCACAACACCAUUCGACAUCCUGGGAGAUACUGAUCUCAAAGAAUUGUUCAUGCGUCAGUCAUCAGCACGUUCGACGUAUGGAAGAAGGCCGUUCUAUUCUGGAUCGUGGAAGAAGAAACAAGAUCAAGAUCCCAGUUUUAUUUCGUAUUCAUCAUGCUCUCGGCGACGGACCUGCCCUGUUGAAGUUGUUCUUGGAAACUAUUGCUGAUAAACCUAACGAAGUCUCGACUAUCCCAGAAGAAAAGUUCUCGUUAGGACGUCAAAGGAAGAACUGUGAAAGAACUUCGUUGAAGCUGCCUAUAUUUACUCACUGUGUGAAAAAUUUCAAUGUCUGUGAGCAGCCUUGUUAUUCGAAUAACGUACUUUCCGCGUGCAUGCCCUUUGCCGAUCUACAAACUCUACGAAUCUUAAAGACGGUUGCACGGAAUUAUUUCAACGCGAAGAUAAAAUAUUUCGAGCACGUUACGUUCGACGAAUUGAAAAAUGAAAUGCAGAUAUUUCUCUCUGAAUGGUGGAUAAUUCUCAAGGAAUUUUUGAUUAAAGAAGUUUACGAAAGGGUUAAGAUCUUUGGGAAAAAUCUAGUUGUUUUUGUUCUAAUGCCCUCGUAUUUGAUGGAUCAGGCCAUUCGCAGUAUGGAUAAGAAUUCUCUUCACGGAUCAAAGUUGACUGGACAAAAAAUUGUUACUUAUUGGUCAGAAAAUGAUUAUAGAAAUCCAAGCCAGCAAAAACUUUUAACGAAAAUCAAAGAAAUAAAGAACAUUACUGGAGCAAGAUUUGUUGAAGUCUUGUUGGCAGCCUUAUCUUCAAGUUUACAUAAGUACUUUUUACGCAUCAAUGAAAUUCCACCGAAUUCACUGACAGUUGUACUGCCAGCUAAAAUGGAAAAUUCGAAAGAACGUUUGUCCAACGAUAUCUCGGUUGGCCUACUUCCUUUAUGUAUUUCCGAGAUAAAUGGCAAAGUAUAUUCGAAUUUGGAUGAAGACUCAAGGACGAUCGAACGUCUUCAAGAAAUUAUGAAACUUAAUAAUAAGCUUCGAGAAGAUCUCGAUUAUUUGAUUAAUUUUUGGGUAAUGAAGUUUUUCUCUGCCGUACUACCAGAAAUAUUGUUGAGACUGCUGUUAGAGAGUCAUAGUACGAUGGUUUUUAGCAAUUUAUCUGGAUGUCAGGAAGUACAUAUUGUGGGCUAUCCCGUGAAAAAUAUCAUUUUCUGGAUACCGAACAAAAGUAACACAGGUAUCGGAUUUUCUCUAUUCAGUUAUAACGAACAAUUGCAUUUGUCCGUGGUAGCUGACAAAGCUUUGGUAAAGAAUGAGAAGGUUUUUUCCAAAAUAUUAGGAAAUACUGUCUAUGAAAUCGAACAACUUCAUGAGAGCUUGACAUCCACGCGUUUCUCAAAGAAGUUUCACUCCAUUGGGAAAGCACCCAUGGACAAAGAAAUCGGUGUGCCAUGAAGCUAUAGAGACUAAUAGCGUCGCUCGCAUUUUAUCUAUUCUCUAAACAAAGGCACAUUAUUUUUCAUAACACUAUUUUCAAUGUAAUAUUUACGAAAAACUGAUUUAUUAUUUGUGUAAUGACGUUUUAUUCUUUCGUGUAUAUACAAAUCUUACAUGCUGAAAAGUUUCUUUAUGAUUCAUUAUCUAAAAUUAAUAGAGAGAUAGUGAAAAUAAUAAGACGUUAUUAAAUAUAUAAUAAACAAAUACUAUACAUAAGAAGAAGUCUAUAAAAUAUUUUACGACAUACAUACGUAUUUUCAUCAGUGAAAAUUGUGCAACGUAGGAUCAUGAAAAAAUAUUGAGUACAAAAAUAUAACAACUUUUAUGCUUACGUUGAACUUGGACUUUUUAUUUUUAUGAUUAAUUGUAUAUAUUGUAUGUAUGUAUGUAUUUAUAAUUUGCAAGAUUAUCGAUCCGACUUGAGAAAAAGAAACGGCCAAAAAACAAUAUCGAAAAGAGUGUUAAAAAAAGAAAAUGUACUUCCACGACGAUUUUUAGUUCUUGACGAUGAUUUAGUUGUCAAAGAGACUUUUGUUAACGGUGCCACUGAACUGUGAAAGUCUUUAUGAUUUUUCAUUUUCUUCUCACUGCUUUGAGAACUAUAAUCUGACGAUACAUCGAAAUCGUCGGAGCUUGUGUCGAUAUACUUGCGAUGUUUCAAAGAUCUGAAUUACAUUGAAUCGAAAAAAAAAGAAAGAAGAAAGAAAUAAUAAUCAGACGUAUCGAAAGCGAAUAUUCCAUAAAAAUUAAA
This is a messenger RNA of Vespula vulgaris, 2731 nucleotides long. RefSeq lists its product as uncharacterized. Gene Ontology annotation, cellular component: plasma membrane. Gene Ontology annotation, molecular function: long-chain-alcohol O-fatty-acyltransferase activity; diacylglycerol O-acyltransferase activity. The coding region runs from base 1 to 1938 and encodes 645 amino acids. The record is from RefSeq and is a predicted model, not a curated record. The transcript has 5 exons. Gene Ontology annotation, biological process: triglyceride biosynthetic process. Lineage: Eukaryota; Metazoa; Arthropoda; Insecta; Hymenoptera; Vespidae.